This is a messenger RNA of Patiria miniata (bat star), 575 nucleotides long. RefSeq lists its product as uncharacterized. The record is from RefSeq and is a predicted model, not a curated record. The transcript is spliced from 3 exons. The coding region runs from base 1 to 534 and encodes 177 amino acids. Lineage: Eukaryota; Metazoa; Echinodermata; Asteroidea; Valvatida; Asterinidae.
AUGUACCGUCAAGUUGAAGUCAUCAGUGACCUGAUAUCCACACCCAGAAGAGUCCUUGAAUCACUUUCUUGUGACAGUCUUCCACUAGCACGACAUCAAGAUCUGAUCCGGGAGGCUGCAUCAGUUGGCAAAACGUUUCAUGAAAUUUUCAUGAAAUUUGCCGAUGUGCAUUUUGCCAUAAACCAUGCACGAGUAAUCACGCAGGAUGACUUGCGUCGUGUUGAUUCAUGUAUCGUCGAUUUCAUGGCGACAUACAGAAUGAAGUUCCCCACGCACUCAAUCACGCCCAAGAUGCACCUGCUUGAAGCUCAUGCAGUUGAGCAACUUGAGAGAUUUGGUGUAGGCUUUGGCCUCCUGAACGAACAGGGUGGUGAACUUGUUCACACAGAGUUCAACAGAACAGGCAGGGCUGUCCACGGCAUGAAGGAUGACUUACAGCGUCUUCUAACCAUCAUGAGGCGACAUCACACAAGCACUGUGCCAGAAGUUCAGGCACAGUACAUUCCUGCAGUUAAAAGAAAAACAGAAGAAUAAAUGUACACAUUCUGUAACAAUAGUACUCAGGGUUAAAAUGA